This is a messenger RNA of Zingiber officinale, 1733 nucleotides long. Its product is annotated as cytochrome P450 71A1-like. The record is from RefSeq and is a predicted model, not a curated record. Gene Ontology annotation, molecular function: heme binding; monooxygenase activity; iron ion binding. The coding region runs from base 46 to 1587 and encodes 513 amino acids. The transcript is spliced from 2 exons. NCBI's taxonomy places the organism in Eukaryota, Viridiplantae, Streptophyta, Magnoliopsida, Zingiberales, Zingiberaceae.
CUUUGAUUGGAAUAAUCCGGCGAUCUAUUAAUUGCCUCAGGCGGCAUGUUCUAUCAGUCUUCUCUUUUGCUCGUUGUCGCGUCGUUUCUCUUCUUCGUGUUCUGCCUCCGGUGGACGCGGUCUAAGAAAUCAUCGGUCGACCAUCCCCCUGCGGCGCCGGGUCUCCCUGUCUUUGGGAACCUCCACCAGCUCGGCUCCCUCCCGCACCGCUCCCUGCGAGCGCUCGCCGAGAAGCAUGGCCCCGUCAUGGCCCUCCGCUUGGGCCGCCUCCCCACCGUCGUCGUCUCCUCGCCGGAGGGCGCCCAAGAGGUCUUGAAGACCCGCGACCUCGUCUUCGCCAGCCGCCCGGACUCGAGCCUCGCCGACCGACUCUUCUACCGCUCGCAGGAGAUGGCCUUCAGCAAGUACGGCGAGCAGUGGCGCCAAAUGCGACGCAUCGGCGUCCUCCACCUCCUCAGCCAGAAGCAGGUGCACUCCUUCCGAAAGGUCCGCGAGGAGGAGGCCGCCGCCCUCGUCGCCAGGAUCCGCGCCGCCGCCGGAGGUCCGGUGAACUUGAGCGACAUGAUCAUCGACUUCACGAGCAACCUCAUCUGCAGGGUAGCGCUGGGCCGGACGUACUCCGACGCCAAGGGCGGCGGCAGCCAGAUCCGGGAGCUCUUCGGGGAGUUCAUGGAGCUCAUGGGCCUGUUCCCGGUGCGCGACUACAUCCCCUGGCUGGCCUGGAUCGAUUGGCUGAGUGGCCUGGACGGCAGAGCGAGGAAGAUCGGGCCGAAGCUCGACGCUCUGCUCGAGAAAGUCAUAGCUGAGCAUCAACGAAGGAAGCUCACCGUCAAUAUCGCCGCCGACGACAUGGAUCUGGUCGACAUCUUGCUCUCUUUGGGCGAUCAAGACGCCGCCGCCGCCUCUUCUUCUUCCACCAACAUUUCGCUCACCAUGGACAACAUCAAAGGCAUCAUUUUGGACAUGGUUGCCGCAGGAACUGACUCAUCAAAAUCAACGCUAGAAUGGGCAAUGGCAGAGCUAAUCCGGCACCCCGAAGAAAUGGCAAAAGUGCAAGAGGAGAUCCGGCGAGUCGUCGGACCCAUAGGAGAAGAAAUAAGAGAAGAGGCCUUAGAAGGGAUGGAGCAAUUGAAGGCGGUGCUCAAGGAGACACUCCGUUUGCACCCUCCAGGUCCUCUGCUGCUCCCUCGAGAAGCCAUGGAGACCACCGAGCUCCAGGGCUACCACAUCCCCAAGGGCACGAGGGUGAUCGUCAAUGGCUGGGCGAUCGCAAGAGAUCCUGCUUUGUGGGACAAGGCCGAGGAGUUCCUGCCGGAGAGGUUCCUGGGCGAUUCCGGUGCCGGUGCUCUCGACUUCAAGGGGAGCGACUUCAGGUACCUUCCGUUCGGAGCAGGGCGGAGAGGCUGCCCGGGCAUCGGGUUCUCCAUGGUCGCUCUGGAGGUUGUCCUCGCCAGCUUGUUGUACUAUUUCGACUGGGAGAUGCCCGACGGGAUGAGCUCCGACGAGAUGGAGAUGGAUGAGGUGUUUGGGCUCAUCAUGCAAAAGAAAUCGAGUGUGAUUCUACAAGGAAAGCCCUUCAAAGCCUAGGCAUCGAGAUCAUACUCUGUUAUUGUACAAUAUGGCAGAGUUGACUGAAAAACUUACAGAGAAAUUUGCUCAAAUUGACUCACCCAAAGCGAUCUUUUUGCUCAAAUUGACUUCAAAAUGCUAAUUACUAAAAAAUAGAGAGAGAA